AAAUUGUAAAUAAUUUUUUUUUUAAGAAGAAAAAAACACAGGCGGAUUUUGAUUAUUUUUGUGUUUUUUCGUGAGGAUUUAAUAGAAAAUCUUAACCGAGGAGAUUGCAAAAAUUUAAAAAUUAUAUAUAUUAAAUUAAGAGUUUUUGAAUUUUAAGAAAAAUAUUACUAAAGUGGAGAAUUUUUGGAAUUAAUUAAGAAGAAAAAAGCAUAAAAAUGAUUUCUUUCGCUAUCACUUCAAAUGGCUGGAGAGGUCUAUCUUUGCCUUCAUUCAUCCGGCCGGUUCUUGACACCUCCAAAGGCGUGGAAUAUUCAAUACAUUAAUUUGGAAACAAUUGCAUGCGCAGAAACUCCAAUUGGCUUUUAAAUUGGUUCAAGUAGUUGUUAUUACUAAUCAUAAAUCUCUCAUUAAUUUGUGGCCAAAACUGAAAGGAUUUUCCAUGGAGAAAAUCAACAGUCCCAUUGCAUCAGCAAAUGGUUUUUUUGACUGUUCCAACUCCCCAAGGUAGCCUAAUUAAAUAGGAAAUCAACAAACUCCAAUUGGCUUUUCAAUUGCUUCAUGUACUUACUAUUACUACUACUCAUGUAUCUCUCAUUAAUUUGUGCUCAAAAUUGAAAGGAUUUUCCAUCGAGGAAACCAACAGUCCCUUGCAGCAAAUGUGUAUAUAUUUGACUUUUCCAAUUUCCGAUGGUUCAUGAAUAUUCGGUCGUGACUGCAAAUGCAAAAGAAAUUAAAGGGUAGCAAUUAAAAGUAGUCCUUUCCAAGAGUAAACACUAUAUAUAAAAAGCGUCACAGCCAAGGCAAUACAAGUUAAUUAACUGGGUACUGUGACAUACCUAACAUGGCAACAACCAAAGUAAGCCUGAAGCUUUUCAUAGACAAGAAGAACCGACGGGUGCUCUUUGCUCAAUCAGACAAGGAAUUCGUUGAUUUCCUAUUUAGCAUUUUCACUCUGCCGGUCGGAACUGUCACGAGGCUUCUCAAAGAAGGAGGCGGCAUGGUAGGCUGCUUGCCAAGCCUCUAUCAGAGCAUCGAAAAUAUGAGUGUUACUCACAUCCAGCCAGACAAAAACAAACGCUUCCUGUUAGAACCCAGAGUAUUCAUGCCUGGUGCUAAAGUCCCUCUCCUAUUGCCCAACGUUGGCUCAACAUUCCGUCAAUUGUAUAGGUGUUAUACUUCGACCGCAUACUGUAGUAAUUAUGUGGCUGAUGAUGAUAGCACAAUUUGUGCUUCGUGCAAAAAUAAAAAGGACCGGAUCGCAACAUUCACAGACCCCCAAGGCCAAGGCGCAACAAUGGCAUUCUCAACUAGUGAGGAAGGUUACGUGAAAGGGACGGCUAUAUACAUGGUGAUGGAUGAUUUGGAGGUGAAGGCCUUGUGUACCAGCUCUCUUGUCACUCUGCUUACACAGUUUAAUAUUAAGGAUAUAGGUGAUAUUGAGGAGAAAGUUGUCGAUCUGGGCAUGGAUGAGGGUGUGAAAUUGCUCCAGGCUUCUUUGCAAUCAAAGACUGUUAUGACUGACGUCUUCCUUCCAGUUCCGGCGGUGAGCGUUAUGGAGAAAGUUAAUAUGUAGAUCAGUUUUUGACAUGUGAUAAUUCAGUUUCCAUAUCAGAAUGAAUAAAUCAAGGGAUUGGUCGUAUGUGCGUUGCAUGUGAAGUAACCGAAGGUUAUAGCAAUUAAUGUUGACAAUCAGUGCUUUAUUUUUAGUUUUCAUACAGGAGAAAUAGUAAUCAUGUGAUUGCUAAUUUGUUGUUCUUUUUAGUUGCAAUUAAUCAUGUUUCCCAUUUCCGGUUCCAUGUUAGUCAAAUUUGGUACGUGGCAAUAUCCCUUUUAUUUUGUUUAUGAUGAAACAGCAUUAUGAUUUAUCGAAUUAGUAUGUGAAUUAAACUUCGGUUAU
Molecule: messenger RNA, 1897 nt
Organism: Alnus glutinosa
Lineage: Eukaryota; Viridiplantae; Streptophyta; Magnoliopsida; Fagales; Betulaceae
Exons: 2
Coding region: 842-1573 (243 amino acids)
Source: RefSeq, a predicted model, not a curated record